Penicillium subrubescens is the source of this 945-nucleotide messenger RNA. Its product is annotated as Short chain dehydrogenase sor7. The transcript has 4 exons. Bases 1 to 945 code for a protein of 314 amino acids. NCBI's taxonomy places the organism in Eukaryota, Fungi, Ascomycota, Eurotiomycetes, Eurotiales, Aspergillaceae. The record is from RefSeq and is a predicted model, not a curated record.
AUGCCCAAGCCUCACUUUAUGCCCAUCCCUCCGGGCACCAGCCUGGCGGGCAAGACAGUCCUGAUCACUGGGGGUAACUCAGGCCUCGGUCUCGAGUUCGCACGCCAGUCCCUGACCUUGAAGGCAUCCCGUGUAAUCAUCACCGUUCGCUCUCAGGCCAAAGGUGACGCGGCACUUGCACACCUUCGGGCUGAUCCUGAGGUCCAAGUCACCAAUCCUGACGCGAAAGUUGAGUAUUUCUACCUCGAUCUGGACGGCUACGAGUCUGGAUUGGAUUUUCUGAGAAAGGUCUACACAGAGGUUCCGGAGCUUGAUAUUCUCCUCUGCAACGGUGGCACGAACAUCUUCAACUAUGAAGUGAGCAAGAGUGGACAUGAGCGACUCAUGCAAGUACUUUGCUACACGCAUUUCCUCAUUGUCCUCAGCUUGCUCCCCUUGUUGAGCGUGACCGCGUUCAAGCGUGGAAAGCCUUCACGAGCCACAUUCUUGAGCUCCUACAGCCACACUCGUCACACUCUGUUGUCCAAUCCCAUCGCCGCAGAGGAUUCGAUCAUCGGCCAUUUUGAUAAUGCCAAGAAAUAUGUUUCUGGCAAGCGAUAUCAGGACGGCAAGCUCAUUAUCAAUGCCAUUGUCCAACGCCUCGCAGGCGUUGUUCCCCCUCCGAGGUCAUUAUCAACUAACCUGCCACUUUGGAUCAAACCCUUCAUGUCUGUCUUCUUCAAGCUCCAGGCGCGGCCACUGGUUGAGGGAGGCCGAGUUGUGGUUCGUGCUGCUGUGGUGGUAGGCAAAGAGAGCCAUGGAAGAUACCUCCAGUCUGGAGAGAUUCAUGAUAGUGCGGCGUUCCUUGCUCAACCAGCAGGCACGAAGUUUAUCGAGAAGCUCUGGGCCGAGAUUGUGGCAGACGUUGGAAAGUACAAUCCCGAAUUGAAGAUCUAUGGUCUUUGA